This is a messenger RNA of Thyridium curvatum, 3561 nucleotides long. RefSeq lists its product as uncharacterized. The transcript has 5 exons. Gene Ontology annotation, cellular component: nucleus. The coding region runs from base 1 to 3561 and encodes 1186 amino acids. Gene Ontology annotation, biological process: positive regulation of transcription by RNA polymerase II. The record is from RefSeq and is a predicted model, not a curated record. Gene Ontology annotation, molecular function: transcription cis-regulatory region binding; zinc ion binding; DNA-binding transcription factor activity, RNA polymerase II-specific. Lineage: Eukaryota; Fungi; Ascomycota; Sordariomycetes; Thyridiales; Thyridiaceae.
AUGGCUGUCUCCCUCAAGGUCAACAACAUUCAUGACGCUGCUGCGUUGCUUGGCGUGACCUUCUUCGGUGGCUUCCUGGUGCUCUUGAUUCGCAAUCUGAUUAAGAAAUUCGGAGGCAAAUGCGUUACCACGCCCGUCCCGACAUGUUCGCUCCCACAGAAGACAUCCAUAAGCAACUCGUCAACAGGCGAUUACGUCAAUGUCUUCCCACCCUCGCAACGAAGAAGACUACCGCAACUCGAUCCGCAGUUUGCCAAUACUGAGCAUGUUGACCUUUCCAUAGCGCGAAAGUCUCUCGUCAAGCUCCAAGAUGACUACAGAAAGGCCGAGCCCGAGCAGUUCAUCUUCAGCGGCUUCGCUAUCAGCGAUAUCCGCUCCCUUGGCGCCUUUCCAGACUAUUCGACCCUGUCUGGUGUUCCAUUGCCCACCCCUUUGAAAGACUUUGAUAUCGACAAGGCGCUUCCAAGGCCAUACCGGCCCUUCCGAUGGCCCUACCACCAGACUAUGUCACUGACAAAGCUGGAUCCGGACUUUUGGAUUGAACUCGAAAGCACCUACCGCGAGCGACUCACCCAGCGCCAAGAACUCUACGCACAGCAUGGAGACGAUCUCCUGAACUGCCUGCCAGGGGCAGAGCUAGCCUGCAAGGAGCUCAUGGAGAUGGUCCUGCAAUUUCUCUGCGCUCGGUACCCAAAGCAGUUUGAGAUCCGAGACAAGAAUAUGCUGUGCAACCACAUCCUCGGAACGACGACCGAUCUCGCAGCCACGCCACCCCUCCAUGUGCUCCUUCAUAAUGUCCCCGAAGACUUUGGGAUCGUGCUUCGAGAUCACGAGACGGGCCGCUACGUCCUCCGAGCCGGCAUGGUUUGCUCUACGGUUGGCUGGAAGCUGGGCCAGAAGAUCGGCAUGGGCCUGCCCGAGAUACACAAGCCGAUCCCGGACUACAAGGAGAAGAUGGAGUUUAGCAUGGACCGGCGUCUGACAACGGAUCCCCUUUGCGCCAGGUUCUUUACCAAGAUGCCCACCGACAAGCCCAUCCAACGAGGAUCCUGGGGCCUCGAGAUCGGCCAGCCACUUUUCCUGCCCUCCGACCAUCCCGACUUCGCCCACCGCGCCUCCCAGGACCCCAACCUGCGGCCCGAGGACAUCCACCUGCGGGUGGACUGGCAGACCCUGCGGCGGCUCCCGCUCUCGGGCGCCAUCGUGUUCAACUUCAAGGCGCUCUUCACGCCGCUGACGGAGUUCCGGGACGAGCCGCGCAUCCCGUCGCUCGUGCUCAAGCUGCUCAACGAGGGCAAGGAGAACCUGAUGAAGUACAAGGGUACGUGGCACGUAGAGCAUGUGGCCAAGCCGGCGCUGGCCGAGUACGAGCGCUUCCAGGUCGAGACGGGCCUGGUGGAGAAGGACUGGGUGGUGCAGACACUAGCCGAGGGGCCAUUCUUCCCCGGAUGGGAGAGGAAGUGGUCGACGCCAUCCAAGGUGGGACGCAAGGGACCUCGAGCUGGCCUCCCUCCUCGGUCGAGAGCAGGAUGCAUCACCUGCAAGAGGAAGCAUAUCAAAUGCGACGAAGCGAGACCCGAGUGUUUGAGGUGUUCUGAGAAAGGCCUCAAAUGCGGAGGCUACAAGCAGGACCUCAAGUGGUCCUUCAAGUACCAACCGGACUUUCAGUUCCAAUCCUUUAGUAUCGAACCAUCAUCACCAUCGACCUCACACCCGCGACCACGAAAGAACUCCUCAAAACAACAAUGUGACGCAAGCAGCACGACUCCAGCGUACUCCCAGUCCGAUACGGCAUCGAUUUUCUCCGGGGAAGGCAGCAAUGAGCAGGCGGCGCAACGACGUGCAACGCAAGGAGGCGAUAGGAUCGACGAGUUAAAUUUAUCAACACGGAUAUCAGCGCAGGAGUGUCAAACUGGAGACGGUCUGAUCUCUGAAGAGCAGUCAUCACAGGUGGAUGAUGUCGGGUUUGGCCAGGAACUUGAGCUACAGAGCACCGACUUUGCCGACAUCGAUUUCGCGGACUUCACAGACUUGACUGAGACAAUAUCUCUGCCGACUGAACAGGCAUUGACCCUGUCAACAAGGACCCUGAUGGACACUUCAUCAGCCUUCGUUAUCAACUGGUUCGAGCAAGUCUGCCCAGCAUGGUCCGGUUUCGACUCCGACACCAACAUGAACCGUAGGAUAGCCAUCGAUCUGUGGCACAACUCUGCGACAGUGCGAAGUUCCCUCGAAAGCAUGUCGGCUGGCUUCAUGGCCUCCCGCCUCCCUUGGAUGCGCCAGUCUGCUCUCAGGCUUAUGCAAGCGGCAACAGAUUGCAUACAAGCAGAGCUGAUGACGGUGAAGAGGAGCACCUUUCCGCUGUUUGUCGUCCCGACAGGACUCUUGUUCUCGUUGUUUUGCAUGGGGACCACUAUCUGCUGGGUGGACGCACGAGCUCUUGGCCUGCCCUUCAUCAAGGAGGCAAAGGCCCUUCUCCGUCGCCUCAAUCGGCAGAGUUCGCCAGCUCUCGAGGGCCCGGAGAAGGAUAUGCUGGCCUUCUUUAACAAGUCCCUGGCCUACUGCGAGAUGUUGCUGGCUGUCGUCCACAACGACGACGAUUGUCAUGCCCUUGAAGACGCGGAUGCUGGAGCGCGUCCGACAGAAGCGCAGCCAGCCGUUCUGGGGAGCUGCGAAGUGGGAGAUACUCUGCACCCAUGGACCGGGGUAUCGACCUCGGCAACCCGCCUCUUUACCAAGUCAAUGACACUCUGUCGAAAGUUCCGCUUGAAGAUGCGGCCAUCGGCGACACAGCCCGAAUGGCUGUUCAUGCCCAUUUGCGACGAGCUCGCCCAGGCUGAAUCUCUGGAAGAACAGCUACUAGCGCUCAAGUUGCCCUUUGACAGCGGCAGCAAUGUCUUCAGCACUGGUGAUCAUACAACGCCAGUAGCUCAUCUCGUUCGAACGGCCGAAGCAUACCGCCUCGCCUCGCUUCUGCAGCUGUACCAGACGUUUCCAUAUCUAGUGUCACUACGUCUUCCAUCGAAGCCCUCACUCAUGGACAACGAGGCCAUUUUGUGGUCCGAGUGGAUCACGCCGCUGAGCUUGCAUCUGGUCCAGGUGCUGGAGGGUAUACCUCCCACGUCGGGCAGUCGUGUCAUCCAGCCGCUGCUGUAUAUCUCCGCCAGCACAGGGCUUCGACGAAACAUCUCUGCUCAGCCCCAAACAACUAGCAGCUAUGUGUUUCAGGAGGGCAGUCACAUCAAUCCACUAGAUCUUGAUGACGGCGAGUCGCUGGACGACAUUCCAAGCCUGUCUUCCUACAUCAGCCAGAUUGGCCAGGCUGUGGGGCAGACGUCUAAUUCAAAUGCCCUGGCUGAUGAUGUCGGUAAAGCCAGACGAUUCAUAUCGGAAAGAUUGAGUAUUCUGGAAAGUAGCUUGCCACCGACUCCAGUUGCGGUUGCAAAGGAGCUUGUGCUGGCGACAUGGAGGGCGUAUGAUAACGAACCUGACGGCCUAUUAUAUACAACACACUGGGUUGACGUAAUGGAGGACAACAACCUGCGCUCAAUGUUUGGCUAA